This is a messenger RNA of Micromonas commoda, 1884 nucleotides long. RefSeq lists its product with no specific name. The record is from RefSeq and is a predicted model, not a curated record. The transcript has a single exon. The coding region runs from base 258 to 1700 and encodes 480 amino acids. Gene Ontology annotation, biological process: protein phosphorylation. Gene Ontology annotation, molecular function: protein kinase activity; ATP binding. Lineage: Eukaryota; Viridiplantae; Chlorophyta; Mamiellophyceae; Mamiellales; Mamiellaceae. Gene Ontology annotation, cellular component: cytoplasm.
AUCCCGACUCAACUCGUGACUUUAGACGCGAAGCGCUCCUCCUGGGGCGUGUAGACCAUCCAGGUAUCAUAAAGAUGUAUCACUACGGGAAAGUACCACAACCAUACAUGGUCCAAUUCUAAAACCUUUUUGUCCCUUCUUUUGAACUUCUUGAUGUUUCUACGCUACCUCUCAAAGCUCAUAUUCUUCUUUGAGAAUCGGCAAAACUAUGGCAUGUACCCUUUCUUGUGAUAACUGAAUUUUGUCACGGUGGUAAUAUGUGGAAUGCCCUUCGCUGCCAUGAAAUUAAAGUCGUCACUUUUCUGAAGACAAUUCCCGGUCAUUUCACUCUGAACGAUGCGGUCUCAAAUGACAUGCCUUUGCUCGACAUCCCCUCUUUAGCGAAGGAUAUAUGUGAUACUCUGGUGUAUCUUCAUGGAGCAGGUUUUGCACAUCGUGACAUCAAAAGCAAUAAUGUGCUCCUCACGUGGUGUCCAGAAAGACAGCGCAUCUGUGCCAAACUAUGUGACUUUGGGAGUGCAGCGCCGGUAAACAAAUUACCACGUCGUCCAGCAAAACCAAAGUGGGGUGGGUUUGAGCGAUUACUUGGGCUCUCUGGCAGUUGGCGGCCCAUAGGAACGAUGCUCUGGAUGGCCCCUGAAAUGCUUGAACCUCCUGUUGAGGGCUCCAUACCACCGGAAGGAUACUCUGGUGAGAAGGUUGAUAUUUAUAGUCUAGGCGUGGUUUUGUGGGAACUGUUUGAAUGGCGUACUCCUUGGACCGAGGAAAGCGCUUUUUCAAGGAAGGAGAUAAUCGAUUUAAUUGUCCGUCGAGAGAAAAGAUUGCCCAUACCAGGUCAUUCUGUGCCAAAACUUGCGCGACUAAUGUCGCUGAUGUGGGCUAGCCGUCCUCUUGACAGACCAAGUGCAAGGGAAGUGUUAUCAACGCUGGAAUCGGUUGGGUCUUCAUGGGACAUGCUCGAUACAUUCUUAGACGUUCAAGAGCUCGCACAUAUCCAUGGAAAGGCAAUAAUGGGGGCACUUGAAAGGUCGUCUGUGACGCAAGAUGAACGCAGAGAAGAAAACGUGGAGCAGGAUUCAUAUCCACGAGGAAUUCCUAAUAUUAGCCAUUCUGAAGAAAGUUCGCACAGCUCGGGUAUGGUCAGGUAUCCAAAGCAAAUGGAUAAAUUGAGUCGCCGUGUGGAAAAGGCAGAUGAAAUACAGCGCAAUCGAGAAGGACUUGUCUUAAAGGAGAUGACAGAACUAGGGACAAGUGCCAGUAUGAAUCCCGAGCAUGCAAUGGAAAGUGAAUUCAACCCCACAGAACACGCAAUUUUCAUCGAGUCUGUCGGGUCACUAUCACUGUCAGAUCUUAAUGAGGAUCUUGCCCGGAUGUUGUUCCGGCACGUGCAAUUUUUGACCUCGGAUGAAAUGAUUGUUGAGGAACUGGAAACUUUGCGCUCAAAAAUCGCAGACCUCCAAAGCAGUGUCGGCGAGCUGCAAUCAAGAACCAAAUUCGAUCCACUUGCUGCCUUCACAGCAGAUGCUCGGCAUAAAGAAAUAAAAAAGCUCACGAACACAAUCGAGUUAAUCACCGCAGAAGAGAAAGUAAAAGUAUGGCGCAACACACGAGGGAUUCUGCGUCAGCAGCUUGUUCAGGCAGAAUCAGAGUACAAUAGAUGGCAGCGAAAAUGUAGGAGUAUAGAGAGAGAUGGAAAAUGAGGGUUCGUGAGAAAUGGAUGUCGAAACCGUGAUGCAUCCAUUAAAAAGAAUAUCAGGCAACAAGGGAAAAACGGUGUCGGCGACCCCCCGUCGUUCUGCCUCUACGACCCUCAAUUAUUUGAUGCCCUCAUAUGGGCUCAAGCCUAGCUUGUUCAAUAUUUUGUCGUUUGCGCCCUUCGAUAUC